Molecule: messenger RNA, 914 nt
Organism: Carassius gibelio (silver crucian carp)
Lineage: Eukaryota; Metazoa; Chordata; Actinopteri; Cypriniformes; Cyprinidae
Product: RPE-retinal G protein-coupled receptor-like
Exons: 7
Biological process (GO): visual perception; phototransduction; G protein-coupled receptor signaling pathway
Cellular component (GO): membrane
Molecular function (GO): G protein-coupled receptor activity
Source: RefSeq, a predicted model, not a curated record
AAAGUCUCGCUCUGUAACACAGCGCUCAGCAGUGAGAAGUGUCUUGGACAAUGGCUUUAUACGUGUUACCGGAGGGAUUUAGUGAUUUUGACAUGUUCGCCUUCGGCUCUGUGCUGCUGGUGGGCGGUCUUCUUGGUUUCUUUCUUAAUUUAAUCUCGAUCAUGGCGUUCCUCAGAAUCCGGGAGAUGCAGACGCCCAAUAACUUCUUCAUCUUUAACCUGGCCGUGGCCGACCUGAGCCUCAAUAUUAACUGUUUAGUGGCUGCUUACGCCAGUUACCUGAGAUACUGGCCGUUUGGGUCGGAGGGCUGCCAGAUUCACGCUUUUCAGGGAAUGGUGUCGAUCCUCGCCGCCGUCUGUUUUCUGGCUGCCAUUGCUUGGGACAGAUAUCAUCAGUACUGUACUAAGCAGAAGAUGUUCUGGAGCACGUCUAUGACCAUCAGCACCAUCAUCUGGAUCCUGGCCGUGUUCUGGGCGCUCCUGCCGCUGCCGGCCAUUGGAUGGGGCGUCUUUGACUUUGAGCCGAUGAAAACUUGCUGUACGCUCGACUACACACAAGGAGACCGGAGUUACAUCACCUACAUGGUGUCCAUCACUUUACUGUAUUUAGCAUUCCCUGUUAUGGUUUUGCAGUCGUCCUACAAUUCCAUCUAUGCUUAUUUCAAAAAGACACACCACUUUAAGUUUAACACAGGGUUACCUCUGAAAGCGCUGCUGUUCUGCUGGGGUCCGUAUCUUCUGCUGUGCACAUACGCCUGCUUCGAGAACGUUAGCCUCAUUUCACCAAAGCUCAGAAUGGUUCUUUCAGUGCUUGCCAAGACAUCUCCGAUCUUCCACGCCGUCCUGUACGCGUUCGGGAACGAGUUCUACCGUGGAGGAAUCUGGCAGUUCCUCACCGGGCAGAAAUCUGCAGAC